Molecule: messenger RNA, 2442 nt
Organism: Dentiscutata erythropus
Lineage: Eukaryota; Fungi; Glomeromycota; Glomeromycetes; Diversisporales; Gigasporaceae
Source: the annotation of a GenBank genome assembly
AUGGAAUAUGUUUUCGUUGACGACUUACACCGAUAUAAACGUUUAAAAGUCACACGUGCGUGCGAGUCAUGCCGAAGAAGAAAAGUUAAAUGUGACGGUGGAUCUGGUGGUUCUCAAACACCUUGUUCAAGUUGUAGGAAAUUAAAAAUUGAUUGUAUCUUUUCAAAUAUGGCCAUGAAAAGAGCUGCUCCAAAAACUGAACAAGAACAAAUGGAUGAAAGAUUGCAACGAUCUGAAAGUUUACUACAUAAACUUGAUGAAGAUGAUAUCAAAGCAAGAAAAGUAAUAAAUGGUGUUGAUUAUGUUGACUCUCUAACUGACGUUAUGGGUCACAUGAAAAUAGCAUAUACUGGCCGAGCAAGUUAUAUUCAUUCUUUGGAAGGAAAUAUUCUCAUCAAAGAAGGUACCUACACGGAACCACCAUUACCAUGCGAGAGUUCUUUAGAAAAUUGUUAUCCUACACUUGAAAUAAUUCAACAUUUAGUUGGACUUUAUUUUGCCAACGUUCAUCCUUAUAUUCCAAUCUUGAAUAAGAAUGAUUUUAUAAGACGUCUUAAUGAUAAGAGUAAUCCCAUUUCACCAUUACUAUUUUAUUCCGUACUGGCUUUGGGUGCUAAAUUUUCCGAUGACCCUAUCGUUCGUAUUGAUCCUAUGAAACCGGAAACUGCUGGAUACAUUUAUUUUAAUAGAGCAAAAGAUUUGUUAGAUGAUUUCUUUGAUGCUCCACGAUUAUCUACUUUACAAGCACAAAUUUUAUUGUUAAAAUUUCAAGAAGGUAUCCGUAGACCUGGAUUCUUCUUCAGAAGUUGGUUACAUUUUGGUAUCAUUCUUCGAAUGGCACAAGAAUUAGAUUUAGAAAAAAAUUUUGAAAAGUGGAAUUUAGAAAUUAGUAGAGAAGAUAUGAUCGUUAGAAAACGCGUAUGGCAAACUUGUUUCAUUUAUGAUCAAUUAAUGGGUGGUGCUCAAGGUCGAGAAACUUCUAUAUUUUUGUCAAAUACGGAUAUCGACCUUCCUUUAAAAAGUGAUUUCGAUGAUGAACAAGAAUUCAAAAUUCAUACUGAAUAUGUUCAUUUCGUUCGUCUUAUAAAAAUUCUUUCAAGUGUAUUGUCAACAAUCGCUUCAGCAGGUUCUGGUAGUUCGUUACAAGCUUGGUCGUCAAAUCCAAAAUUUCAAACUUUAGAUACGGCAUUAGAUGCUUGGUUACAAGCUCUUCCACCUAGUCUUAGAUAUCAACAAUUAGAAAAUGGAAUUUCACCUCAAACAUCCCAUUUUGCUUGUUUUAUUAAUAUCCUAUAUCAAACCGUAGUCAUCUUACUUCAUCGACCUUAUAUAUCGAAUAUUGAAAAUGGAAAAAUAACUCAAACAAAUCCGAAUCACUUAAAUAUUUGUACUGUCGCUGCAAAUAACAUAUCAUCUAUCGUAAGAGCGAUACAUGAUCAAUGGGGUCCUAACGUAUUCCAAUAUCCUAUCCGCGGAGGAAAUUAUGGUGUAUACUGUAUGGUUGCUGCGUCUAUGAUUCAUCUUGUUAAUAUGUCAUCACCUGAUUUAAGAUUUUCUAAGCCUGCUCAUGAUCAUCUGUUAAAUACCUUGAGCGUCCUCAAGGUUUGCGUUGAUCAAAGUUCAGCAUGGGAAUUAAGAGAUAAGGUCCAUGGUUUGGAAGCAGCUUUUACUGCUCAGAGAGCACGUCAUGGUUUAUUAUUCCACCCAGGAUCACAUCCGAGUUCACCAAAUAAUCACAUGAACCGACAAAGACUUAAUUUAAAGAGAACAUCAUCAACACCAAAUACUCAAGGAAUGAUGAUAACAGAUUCUGGACAUCAUUUUCUCCCAAAUAGUCUUCCAGACAAUUUUUCACAGUUUCCACAAUCAUCACCUCCACGGUUUAAUGAGCGACCUUUGUAUAUAAUAGCUGACGGAUCUGAACAACAACAAUUCUUUACCCCAGAACAAAAUCAACAUUUUGAAUUCAUUCCUCAACAUAAUUCUGUGCAUAAUUCUGUGCAUAAUUCGGUACAUAAUUCGGUGGAUGGUGGAUCAUUGAUUCCCUCACCUAUUAAUCCAAUAAGUCUUUCAACACCGAUUUCAGUGCCAACUUCACAUCAAUUCAAUCCAUUAUUACCAAUGAAUGGCACGAAACAACUUGAAAUGAGCUGUAUUGAUUCAAAUAAUACAUUCUGGGAUACUAAUUCAUUAUAUAUAUGGUCAAACACACCAGCUUCACAACCAAUGUGGACAAAUAAUAGUGGAAGUCCAUUAAGCAUAAGUACACCAGCAUCAACAACGUCACCGUCAGGUCAUCAAUCACCUGAACAUGAUUCACCAUAUUCACAUAGUGGAGUAGGAUCACCUGCUGGAUCAGUAGUUGAUCCAGUGAUUGUUGCAUCUCAAACUCACGAUAUGAUGUUACCACCAGAAAAUGUUUCAUGGUAUCAAGCAUCUUAA